AUGAACGAUGGGAUAGGCAGGAUAUCGAAAGCGCUCGCGAUGAAGAUCGCCUCAAAACUGGGUCUCACAGAGCUUCCGUGUGCUUUCCAGGCACGGUUAGGCGGUGCAAAAGGAAUGUGGAUUAUCGACAGCGACCCAAUCCUUGGAGACGGAGACUGGAUUGUCACGUAUGCAUCUCAAAUCAAAUGGGAUUGUGAUCAUGAAGACAGCCAUCACCGCACUUUCGAAGUCAAGGAAUGGUCAAAAGAGCCCAGGCCUGCGUCAUUGAAUCAACAGUUCAUACCAGUCCUGGAGGCUCGGGCUAUCAACCCAUACAAGAUGCGAGAUACUAUUUCAGCCCAUCUGCGUCGCGGGCUGUUAGAGGAACUUGCUGCACAAAGGACGGCAAUGGAAGACUCCGCGGAGUUGAGACUCUGGUUACAGCAAGGUGGCGGGUCAAAACCAGAGGGACUCGAUAAUAGUAUGGCUUUUCUGGGUUGUCUUCCACGAGACCCGAAGAAAGUGAUGGCCGUCCUCUUAGAUUCUGGUUUUCAUCCGAAAAGCUGCAAGUAUCUACAGGAUCUCUUCCGGGACGCUGCACGGGAUCGAGCAGCAUUCCUGAAAGCAAAGAUGAAAAUCUGUGUGCCCUGUUCUGCCUACCUUCUUAUGGUUGUCGACUUCUCAUCGACAUUAGAAGAGGAUGAAGUUCAUGUAUCGUUUUCCACAAAAUUCCAAGUGGAUGGUUUCUGCGACACACUCUUAGAGGGAAUGGAUGUGCUUGUAGCCAGAGCGCCAAGCCACUUGCCGAGCGACAUUCAACGGGUAAAGGUUGUCUCGAGACCUCAACUAAGACACUUGAAGGAUGUUAUUGUCUUUUCUACGAAGGGCCGGUCAUCUCUUGCUGAUAAACUGUCUGGUGGGGAUUAUGAUGGAGAUCGCGCCUGGGUCUGCUGGGACCAAGAGAUUGUCGAAAAUUUCUGCAAUGCAGCCAUGCCAGGCGAUGACACAGAUCCAGAGAAAUUGGGUCAUUUAAGAAAGCUGAACAGAUCGAUGGCUCAGAUUCGCCAAGAAGAGACUGGUGACGAGCGCGUGUGCGCCAAAUUCCUUCGCGAGUCAUUCGCUUUUAACAUGCAACCAUUUCUCCUUGGAAAGUGUACUGACUACAAAGAGCGCUAUUCCUAUCAUACCAAGAGCGUCUCCAGCAAGAAUAUUCUCAUAUUGAGCAGGUUGUUGGGAUGCCUGGUAGACCAGCCAAAACAAGGAUAUAUUUUUACAACUUCUGAUUGGGACCAAUUCCGUCAGGACCUGCAGAUACCGAAGUUUCUAGAUGAUCCAGGAUACAUGCUAGAUCGUUCGUCUUAUAAUAUUUCCAAACAAGCGAACCCGCAUAUCCUUGAUCAUUUAAAGCACGUGGUUGCGGAAAGAACAAUUACAGAAGCUCUUAAGGAGUUGGGAAAAACUCUUAAAAGCUACGAAGCCACCUAUUAUGAUGAGCACCUGACAAGACUGUUUAAUUUUUAUAAUGAGCAGUAUGGUCAGUAUAUGACUAGAGCUACGUGGGCCAAAGUUCGGGAUGCUCUCAGGGGAGACAUGGAGUCUGUUUUAAAGCUAUGGGCGAAUACGCUUAACAAGGAUAAAGAUUAUGUUGCCAUUGUCGGGUCAAUUUACCAGCAAUGGCGUGAAAUUCAGCCACUAGCAACCGAGAGAUCCUCCGACUUGGUUCAACAUCUUCUUCAGCCUUACAUGGCGGACCGCCAGUCAACUUUGUGGGAGCUACUCAAAGCCUCUUUUGCAUUUAAAGUAUUCCCCAAACAUAGAACCACUUUUCUUUGGAAAAUGGCGGGGCGACAGCUUGCUAUGCUGAAGGCAAUGACGUCUCACAGCGCAGCCAUGACUUCUUGCGUCCUUGUGGUGCCAGGACUUUAUGGUGUGCUUAAGCCAGAUAAAAGAUUAAUCACUACCAGACGAGCGCAGCGAUUAGCAGAAACAGCGGGUAUUUACAACUUGAGCGCGGGCGACUUAGAGGCACUAGAGUUUUGGCAUGAUGAUGUAGACAUGGAUGAAGAAACGGAUGAUUAA
Messenger RNA from Metarhizium acridum CQMa 102, 2058 nucleotides. The record is from RefSeq and is a predicted model, not a curated record. NCBI's taxonomy places the organism in Eukaryota, Fungi, Ascomycota, Sordariomycetes, Hypocreales, Clavicipitaceae.